Molecule: messenger RNA, 4397 nt
Organism: Chara braunii
Lineage: Eukaryota; Viridiplantae; Streptophyta; Charophyceae; Charales; Characeae
Source: the annotation of a GenBank genome assembly
GUGUUGGGAUGGUUCGACCCAGAAGGAACUGCGAAGACCAGAGAGGGACAGAAGGCCGGCAAGGAAGGGCCGGAUACCAGUAUGGCAGGCGAGGCCAGUAGCUCCGAAGGCGGCCUUAGGAAAAUAGUAUCAUCCCUUACGCGAGCACUGAAUAAAAACCAAGGCUACCUAGCGGACGCUAAGAAAAACUUGACGUUCGAUGGGGCGAACAUCACGGAGUUCCUGAUCGAUUAUGAGAACCUAGCUGCGCUGUUGAAAUGGACCGAAGAAGAAAAGAUGGACAACCUGGGGCAGCAUGUGUCUUUGAGCUUGGGACGGGACAUAAUGGCCAUCGUAGCCGCAAGCCGAUCCUGGAAGGAAACCCGGGAUGUGAUGAUGAGAAAAUAUCUGGCAGCAGAGAAGAUGGCGACGGAGGCCGAUUUAGCGGCAGUCCAGAGGAAGAACUUCGCAACGUACAAUGACUUCCUACAGGAGUUUACUUUGGUAGCACUAAGGAUCCCCGGGGUUACGGACCGAAUAAUGAGUGAGUACUUCCUCAGGCAGUUCUCCGAGUUCGACAAGGACAAGAUCCUGUCGGCUUACCAACAGACGAGCAAAUUCGUAAACACUAGGGACAUUGAUUUCAGUACGGUAACGGAUCUGGCCGAGAAGAUGGUAGUGACUGAGACAUUGGCCUUGCUUCAGGAAGGGGAGGUCAUAGAUCUGACCGGUAGGACAAGCGACAAGGCGCAAGUAUCCCGGCCCGCCCUCCCUCCCCAGGAAGCCGUAGUUCCGCCAGGUGUAGCCAAUCGAGGGUUUGGACGGAGGGAUCCUGCUAACGAGCAGUGUAGGUACUGCACCGCGAUGGGACAUUAUGUGCGCGCAUGUCCAAAACUCAACCAUGAUAUAUUAAAAAGGAGAUGUACCAGGUCGUUAAAGGGAGAGAUACUCGGACCGCAGGGAGAACGGGUGAAUUGGAACUCGCCAGGGGGGAUGCGACGGGCCGUUAUCAUGCUCAAUGGGCUAGAGAUAGCAGCCGUAGAAGCUGAGCCGGUGGUCGAAAUCAUCUGGGAUCAACUUCGGGGCCGCGGGCCGCAGGUCAACUUCAUUUUGGAAAACGACGGACGUGAUAGGGUGAACGCGACUACUCGGCUAGGGACGGCUGGGAGAAGGAUUAUCCGUGACACCGUGAUGGAGGAGGUUGCUGGGAGUUCCGUACCCCAGGCAGAACCUGAGGCCGGGGAACCGGAGAAAGUCUAUGGGAAGCCUAGGGAAGAGGAACCCACAGACAAAGUUGCCGCCGCCAAAAAGAAGUUUAGGUAUCAGAUUCCGAUCUUAAGCAUACCAGAGGUCGAUGACACCCUUAGCAAAUUGCUAGGGACCAUGGUGUCGGUGUCAUUUCACACCAUGCUGCAGGCCAACCCUAGGUUGCUCAAAGGUCUUAGACAACUGUUGACUCGGCGACGAGUAGAGAUAGACGAAAACCCCGAAGCACCGAAAAAAGAAAGGGAGGAGGAAGCCCCGCAAGAGGUCGCUAACCUUCGGAGGAGUAGCGGGGAUUUAGAGGAUCUUGAGAAAGCCUUUGCAGACAUCCGUUUGAGCUUGCCCGACCGAGAGGGCGGCGAGGUCAUGAGGGCACCACCCGGGACAAAGCUUAGCUUUCAUGCACUGCCCGUAGGGAAGCUGAAAAUCCAGAUCGGGACUCAUUAUACCGACGCAUUAGUAGACGGGGGAGCGGAAAUCACUCUCAUAAGGAGGGAUUUCACAACAAUCACAGGUUGUACAGUAAAUAAGGAAGUAACAGGGAGCAUCCGGGGAAAUCCCGUUCGCAGGUCGGAUCUGGCGAAGACGGACAAGAUAUCGCAGUGGCCAACAACCCUGCGCACGACGACGGAGGUGAGAGCUUUCUUCGGCGUGGUCGACUUUUGGAGGAAUUUCAUUAAAAAUUUUGCCAAGAUUGCUGAGCCUAUCUGGGCCAUGAUUAGAGAAGAGGGGACCAUGGACUGGACGGAAGAGCAAGAAGGAGCCGUCCAAACGUUUAAGGACAUAUUGACCUCUGAGAAAGUCGCCUUGUCCGCACCUUGUUUUAAUGACGAAGUGGGACGACCUUUCAUCCUAGAGACGGAUGGGGGACCUUUGGCCGUAGGGGGAGUACUGAUUCAACAGGAUGAGGAAGGAAAGGAGAGGCCGCUUAGGUUCGAAAGUAGAACCCUGAACUCCGCAGAGCGGCGGUACUCACAAUUCAAGAAGGAGGUCCUAGCCAUCUUGCACUGCCUUAAGACCUUUCAGGCCUACCUAUUUGGGAGGAGGUUCACCCUUAGGAUCGAUCCGACAAAUGUCGCAGGGGCCCUAAAGAAUUACAGGCCUAUAGAUCCGACGGUGGGGAGAUGGGUAGAAUUUAUCUGGCGGUUCGAUUACAAAAUCGAACGGAUUGCGGGAAUUAGGAACAAGGUUGAUGGACUGAGUCGGGUCUGCAUCACUCCCGACAGGGUGGAGGAUGCAAAACCCGUAGACGCAUUCCUCGAAUACGAAGGAGGAACUCUUGCGGUGGAUAACGAAAUGAUGGGCGAAGAAUGCGCGUCGGAAGAACUAUUGAUCCGGACUUUGGAGAAGGGGGUGCCUGCCAUAGUGGCGGAACUUAGAGAAGGACCAGUCACCACUCGGGGCCGUAAAGAGGAGAGAGAUUCAUGGGGAGCGAUAGUAGGGCCGAGGGAGGAAUUAAUAACAAUGGCGGUUGAGGGAGGCCGGGAAGCUGUGAUGAACUUAGUGGAAUCCUGGGAGAGGAAAGAGCUGCGAUGGAUGGUAAACCAGAUGCAGGAAAGAAAGAAUGAGGACCAGGAAGGGAAGGAGUUUUUCUACGCUCAGUUGGACGUUAUCCAGGCAAUGCACGACGGAUUAGCAGGAGGACAUCGGUCGUCCAAAGGAACUCUUGCAAAAAUAGCGCCACUUUAUUAUUGGCCAGGCAUGGCAAGCAUGGUUGCCAUAUACUUCCAGACAUGCCUUAUCUGCCAGGAACGAAGCUCGGCAUGUGUCUUUGAGCCGCUUAGACCUACGCGGGUGCUAGGGUCGGGACAUCUCGUCCACCUUGACCUUGCGGUCAUGCCUGUAUCAACAGAUGGGUACAAGUAUAUUUUAGAUGCACGAGAAAACUUGAGUGGGUUCGUGGAGGCGGUCGCUCUCAAGAAAAAGACAGGGAGAAGAGUAGCGGACUGGAUAAAAGACUUCUACUUGAGGCAUCCUUUCGUCAGGAGAUUUGUAGAGGACAAUGGGACAGAGUUUGUAAACCAAGAAGUAUUGGGAAUGCUUAAGAGACUCUGCAUACCGAUCAAACUCAUCGAGCCAUAUCACCCAAAAGCCAAUGCACUUGUGGAAAGAGGCCACCGGACCUUAAAGAACACGAUUGCGAAGCUCACGGCGGAUCAUCUGGGAAGUUGGCUGAGGUAUCUCAAGCAGACUGUCUUCUCAGAGAACAUGAUACCUAAGAGGACAACGGGAUGUAUCCCAGCGGAACUUUGGUACGUUAGGGAGAUCGACUUUCCCGUUGAGGCCUUGAUACAUACCUGGAACAUGUUAGAUGAUGAUCCACGAAUGACCACGAAAGAGUUAAUCGAGGCAAGAUAUCAACAAGUCCUUAAGAACGAAGAAGUCAUGGAAGACAUCGCCAACCGGGUACUAGACAGCAGAAUGAGGGACAAAGCAAGGUGGGACCAGGUUAAGAAUCUCAGAAAGGAGCCACUUCAAGUGGGGGAGAUGGUAUUGCUAAGGAAUUCCGCACUAGAAAGUACUUGGUCUGGACAACUGGGGAGGAGGUUCAAAGGCCCCUACCGGAUUGCCAAGCGGGUGGGACUGAACACCUUCGAACUGGAAGAUUUGGAUGGAACUGGAUUGAAAGGGCCCUUCCCGAGGCAACGUUUGGUCAGGUUUCUAAGUCGGGACCCGGUGGAACAAUGGCUGCAGGAGGCCGGAGAUAAGGAAACUGAGGGACAACAAGUUAAGGACUGGCAACGGUCAUGCCUGCACUAUGGUUCAAUCUCUGACUGCGCUCGUGGGACUGUCAUUUUCCUUUUGGGGUUGGGGCAAUGGGUUGGACUGACUGAGGUUGAAAGGCAGCAUGACUUGGGAUUUUGCGAUAACGGGUUUGUGUAACGACGGGAAGGAUUGGUGGGGCCAUUGUAUCAUAGUUUUUGACGGGGAAACAAUGGGAUCAUCUCAAACGGCGCAUUUGCAUACAAGGGAGUGGGGGGAAAUGCAUAAAAGGGGGGGCAUGAUGCGAAGGAUACUGAGAGCAUUCUGGGGAAAAGGGGAGUUGUCUACCGGACUGGGGGAACGGGUGUAUGAGGGGCAUUGCGGGUGUUGUUUUGUUAUACAGGACUUAGAAGAAAAACGAGAAAAAGCAAGAAUGAAAUUCGGCAACGAGA